CCUGCUUAGCUAAACGUGUACGCGGGGGUGAAUCGUUCAGCUGCGAGCUUACCGAGUGCAGUUUUCGUACGAAUUUUUGUCCUCCCCUUUUUCUCAUGCAGUCACUUCGUUAGGGUAGUGUUAGUGUCGCUCACCAGCAGGCUAGAUUUUCCUCCUUGUGGUACGCUUUUCCAGUCCUGCCGUCGUGCUUUCGCGCUCGGAAAACUGUCGCUUGCCGGUCAGACGCUUUUCAGUGCUUGAAGUGAGAGCAACUGUUCUCCAGUUGAACAGUAAAAGGAUAAUUCUAUUUGAGUGAUAUUUUAAAAGUGUUUUUUUUUGUUGUAAAAACAAGUUAUUCACAACAAGUGUUUUUUAAGCGUCUCAUCAAGGUUUUUGAGUGAUUCUGCUGACAGUUUCGACAGCGGUUUUUUGGAACAAUCGAAGUUCAAUUUUGGCUAUGCCCACCUGCUAUCAGUUUGAUCAGUUUUUUCGCUAUCUACACUAGGGUAACGUUAUAUAGCCUUGACUGUGGCACAGUACAAUGUGCAAUCGAUAUAUCUGUCUACUGCGACCAGAUUCACUUCAUUGUGGCUAGUGGGUUGUUUAGCGGUGUUUAAAACCAGUCUACAUACUUUGAUUCUUGUAUUCUCAAGUGUUUUGCCCACCAUUCGUGUGACGUCAAUCAUCGUGGAACUUCGAGCGACCAGUUAUAUCGUUGUCUGGGUCGUGAGCGGUGCGAAUCUACGCAAAGACUUCCGAAAAAGCAAACAUGAAGAGCAACCAUUUGGUGGUGGUUAACAGCAAUUAUCAAAACAGACAAACAAAUGAUUAACCAAAAGCAGGCAGUCAGUGUUGGAAAGCUUUAAUGCAAAUUGAUAGUGAAGCUCAUUGAAGCGCCCGUGAAAGAAAGGAAAAACCGGAGUAAUUACUCGACGACGCGAUCGUCUUGGUGGUGCGUUUAAGUGUUUUUUUUUUAUAUCGUGGCUGUUGUUUUAUUCUGAUUGUUCGGAAGUAACAGGGUGAAACGAUCAAUUAAUCGAUCUACGUCAGAGUUUUGAAAUAGCACAGAAAGAGCAGGUGGUGCAGCGGACAGAGCACGCGGAGCUAAAUAGAUCGUUCGAUCGAGCGCCGUCGCAUCAUGGGACCCACCAGCAACACCGUGGAAGAUGAUAAUAUCCUUCCGGACCUGCCGAGCGCUCUGAUAGACACGAAUGACCUGUUGGAUCUUAUAACAAAUAUAAUCGACGAAGAAAUGCCACCCACAGCACAGAAGCCGUUCGUCGUGAUAGUCGAACAGCCACAGUCGAAGGCCCUCCGGUUUCGCUACGAAUGCGAGGGUCGCUCGGCCGGUUCGAUACCGGGGGUGCACAGUACCCCGGAGCAGAAGACCUUCCCCAGCAUUGAGGUACGCGGUUUCAAGGGCCGAGCGGUUGUGGUCGUAUCCUGCGUCACCAAGGAUCCCCCGUAUCGGCCCCAUCCGCACAAUCUGGUCGGCAAGGAGGGCUGCAAGAAGGGCGUCUGCACAGUCGAGAUCAACAGCAGCAGUAUGACCUACACUUUCAGCAACCUGGGCAUCCAGUGCGUUAAGAAGAAGGACAUCGAGGAUGCGCUACGUCUGCGAGAGGAUAUUCGUGUGGAUCCGUUUAAAACUGGAUACAGCCACGCAAGACAGCCGGCCACCAUCGAUCUGAACGCCGUCCGACUGUGCUUCCAGGUGUUCUUGGAAGGCCCACAGCGGGGUCGAUUUACCGAGCCCCUCCAGCCGGUGGUUUCGGAUAUUAUCUACGAUAAGAAGGCCAUGUCGGAUUUGGUGAUUUGUAAACUCAGUGAUGUAACCGCCUCCGUUGCUGGUGGCAAGGAGAUUAUUCUGCUGUGCGAAAAGGUCGCCAAGGAGGAUAUUUCGGUACGGUUCUACGAGGAACAGCACGGAAACAUCGUGUGGGAGGAUAUCGGAGAGUUUCAGCAUACGAACGUACACAAACAGGUGGCCAUCUGCUUCCGGACGCCACGAUACCGAACGAUCGAUGUGGAGCAUUCUGUGAUGGUGAACAUUCAGCUCAGGAGGCCCUCGGAUGGAGCAACCAGUGAACCUCUGCCAUUCGAGCUUUUCCCGCUUGACUCAGGUAGGCGUAGAUUCUGGUCCCUACAGCGUGACAUACUGAAGAAUGACUCUCCGGAGAAUGAGGUGUUCAAGAAGAUUCUCGCGGAGGGUACCGCGGUCCCGGUGGAGCCUAAGGUGGCUCCUCCCGCUGUCGCUGAGUCGGACGAGGUUAUCGUGCUGGACACUCCGGUAGCGGAGAACAAACCGAUCGUAACGGAGCAGAUUCCCAGCGAACAGAAAACGACCGAAUGGAUCGAGCGAAACGAAUUCAACGAUGCUAACAAUAACAGCGUCGAUAAUCAGAUGACUCUGGUGGAGGAGGAUAAUCUGUUCACCAACGGGUCCGUAGAGCAGCAAGUUCCGAAGGAAGACGAAGACAAAACGCUAAACGAACUGCUCGAGCAAGUUGCCGAACUGGAUGAGAUCUACACCGAUCACCAGUUGAGGCGCGAAAAUAUGAUUAUCGAGAAUGAAUUGAAAAAUUUGGAAAAAACUGUCCCAACCGGUCUGGUGGGAAACGGAGAAAAAAUGGAUAUUGAUGAUGUGUUUGAUGAUGCUGCCACCUACACGAGCUUGCAACGUGCCUUCAAAAAUCCGGUUCCCCUUGCGUUAGGUCCUCCGGUUCCACCGCGCCCCCAUAAUCCGCUUGACCCUCUAGACCCCGGGGUCUACGAUGCCGUAGAACCCGCGAUCAUUAGUCCGCCAAUCAUUGAAAUCACCUCUUUGAAACGGGACAGUAGGGACGAGGAAAAGCUUCCUCCCCUGCCCCCGAAACGUGCAAAACCAAACAGUCAGAAUAAGGAAAAUUACGACGGCGAUGAGGUCAUUCUUCACAGCAUCAUUCGAAAAGGGUCAAUGCGUAGUUUAACCCCGCGUCCACAGUCUGAUCAGAUCAUUAUCAUGAAGUCCCCCGAUAGUCCCCCAAACAAGAAACUUCCACCCACACCGCCAGCAUCGCCAACUAAGAGCGACUACGGCACUUUACCAAAGAGCAAAAAACCUGGCUUCUUCUCAAAGUUAUUUUCCCGCAAAAAGAGCAAAUCCGACCUUUCCGGUAGUACGAAUACACUCACGAACAAGACCACCCCGGGUGGUUCCAAGGAGCCAAGUGUGGUCAAUUUUGAGCCAAACGAUUCCAUCCGGAGUAAGACUUCCAUCGGGGAGAAGAGUGAGAAACGUAAAGCUAGCAAACCGGUUGCUCGAAGUGCUAGUAGCGUUUCGUACAAACGACCGACUACGGAGUCUAACCCGGACGUAAUCUACAUCCCACUGAAGGGUGACGGUCCCACUUCAACCAAUCUUGCUUCCCACAGCGGCAAUGGAGGCAGUGUAACGCAUCUGUCGUUGCCCGGUAACGAUAAUUACGAGCGAGCCAGUACGGCUUCGCUGCCCCCACUGGAUCGGAAAGCGGUCAGUGCCUUGCAACUGGAUGUGCCAAUACAGGACGGAAAUCUGGAACUGGUUGCCAUUGCCGACGCAAGAAGUAUCAAGAAUCUGGUUGAAGGAGACUUUGGCAUCAAGCUUGAUCCUAGCGUCGAUCUUACCGAGGCUGAACACUUUGCCCUGUACACCUCAAUAGCCCCGAAUGCAGCUCUCAGUGAGUUCGACGAAACCUCCUGCUAUUACUCCCCGGUCGAACCUGGCCCGCUCAUAUUCCACCAACAACAACAGUCGCAGCCGCGUAUCAACAGCACAGCUUACAGCGCCGACGUUUAGACAG
Wyeomyia smithii (pitcher-plant mosquito) is the source of this 3800-nucleotide messenger RNA. RefSeq names its product embryonic polarity protein dorsal-like. Gene Ontology annotation, biological process: inflammatory response; canonical NF-kappaB signal transduction; non-canonical NF-kappaB signal transduction. The record is from RefSeq and is a predicted model, not a curated record. Gene Ontology annotation, molecular function: DNA-binding transcription factor activity; DNA binding. Gene Ontology annotation, cellular component: cytoplasm. The transcript has 7 exons. The coding region runs from base 1118 to 3796 and encodes 892 amino acids. Lineage: Eukaryota; Metazoa; Arthropoda; Insecta; Diptera; Culicidae.